This is a messenger RNA of Herpailurus yagouaroundi (jaguarundi), 807 nucleotides long. Its product is annotated as 40S ribosomal protein S13-like. Lineage: Eukaryota; Metazoa; Chordata; Mammalia; Carnivora; Felidae. Gene Ontology annotation, molecular function: small ribosomal subunit rRNA binding; structural constituent of ribosome. Gene Ontology annotation, cellular component: cytosolic small ribosomal subunit; ribosome; nucleolus. Gene Ontology annotation, biological process: translation. The record is from RefSeq and is a predicted model, not a curated record.
AUGGAAAAGCAGCUGCUGCCCUUUACCAUAGACCUGUACCCUCAGCAGUCCUGGGAAAGUAAGACGCAGGAAGGCUCCCAGGUCAUCAAAGUGAGACUUCAGAUAGGGUUAGUGCUUUUCACUGUUAGUGUCCUUUAUAAGAAAAACCUUCGCAUACUCCAAGGUCAUGAAGAUGUUUUUUGUGACAUUAGUAUAGGGGUUGGAGAUGGAAGCUUGAAAAGUGCUUGGACUUGGGAGCUUGCCCUCUUAGACUGCUGCUAUUAUCACAAAGUGAAGAAGCCUGGUCCAAUCGUCUUAAAGAUGAAAGACCCUCAAGGAGAUCGCGUGCACGCUCCCAGAAGGGGCCUAUCCCAUUGGGCUCUGCCUUACCGCUGCAGCGUCCCCACCUGGCUAGAGUUCACAUCUGACGACGCGAAACAGCAGAUCUACAAACUGGGCAAGGAGGACCUGACUCCUUCACAAAUCGGUGUGAUCCUGUGUGACUCACAUCGUGUUGCACAAGUACGUUUUGUGACAGGCACUAACGUGUUGAGAAUUCUUAAGUCCGGGGGACUUGCCCCUGAUCUUCCUGAGGAUCUCUACCAUUUGACUAACAAACCUGUUGCUGUUCGAAAGCCUCUUGAGAGGAACAGAAAACAUCAGGAUGCUAAAUUCCGAUUGAUUCUGAUGAGCCGUAUUUACCGGUUGGGUCAAUAUUAUAAGACCACGCGUCUAUCUCACAACUGGAAAUGUGAGUCAUCCACAGCCUCUGCCUUGGUUGCAGAAAUUUGGCUUUGUACUCACGCAAUAAAAUCACUGUCUCACUAG